AAAGGGACCGAUUUUUUAUAACUACAAUCACUUCUUCUUCCAAAAGUUACACUUUCUUACAUCAAUUAAUUUCUCUAUCUAUUAGCCAAUCAUGUCAAAUUCACCUUCUCUGAAAAUUGGCAUAGUUGGAUUUGGUUCCUUUGGUCAAUUUCUGGCAAAGACUAUGAUCAAACAAGGCCACACUCUAACUGCAACUUCAAGAACUGAUUACUCUCACACAUGUCUCCAAUUGGGCAUUCAAUUCUUCAGGGAUGUUGGAACAUUCAUUGAGGCUAACAAUGAUGUCAUACUCAUAUGCACAUCCAUUAUGUCUUUUACUAAGGUUCUCAGCUCUAUGCCACUUGCUUGUCUUAAGAAACCAACAACACUCUUUGUUGAUGUUCUUUCAGUCAAAGAACACCCAAGAGAAGUUUUAUUGCGGGUUCUGCCAGAGGAGUCGGAUAUACUCUGCACACACCCAAUGUUUGGACCAGAAAGUGGAAAGAAUGGGUGGAAAGAUCUCAAUUUUAUGUAUGAUAAAGUUAGAAUACACGAUGAAGCUACCUGCUCUAAUUUCCUCCAUAUUUUUGCUAGUGAGGGUUGUAAGAUGCUACAAAUGUCCUGUGAAGAGCAUGAUAAAAUAGCUGCAAAGAGCCAAUUUAUAACACACACUAUAGGCAGGACAUUGGCAGAAAUGGACAUUGAGUCCACACCUAUUGAUACAAAAGGCUUUCAAACACUUACUCAACUGAAGAACACCACCAUGAGAGAUAGUUUUGAUCUGUACAGUGGAUUGUUUGUACAUAACAGAUUCGCUAAGCAAGAGCUGGAAAACCUCCAACGUGCCUUGGACAGAGUUAAAGAGAUGCUGGUUCAAAGGAUGAGAGAGGAACUGGGUCCAGAAAAAGACUGAAUGUUGAUGCAUAAUAAUCUUGUUGACCAUGUUCAUUUAUAAAAUUAUGUUUUAUAAUUUUCCGUUCUCGCACUUCUUGGCCACUGAGCAAAAUAUCUACAGUAUGUUCAAAAUCAUCCAUUACUUGAUCAUUAUGGAUUAUUACAUUGAUAAUUGUAAAUGUUUCAGCUAUGGUAUGGCAUGAGAGUAUAGUAGAUAUGGGUCUUAACCCAAUAUAGUAGAUAAUUGUGCA
Medicago truncatula (barrel medic) is the source of this 1124-nucleotide messenger RNA. Its product is annotated as arogenate dehydrogenase 1, chloroplastic. The transcript has 7 exons. The record is from RefSeq and is a predicted model, not a curated record. Gene Ontology annotation, biological process: L-tyrosine biosynthetic process. Bases 92 to 892 code for a protein of 266 amino acids. NCBI's taxonomy places the organism in Eukaryota, Viridiplantae, Streptophyta, Magnoliopsida, Fabales, Fabaceae. Gene Ontology annotation, molecular function: prephenate dehydrogenase (NADP+) activity; arogenate dehydrogenase (NADP+) activity; NAD+ binding.